AUGUUAGGGCGAUUAUUCAAACAAAACAAUAACACAACACAGCCACACAACCCUCAUCAUCAACCUCCAAUACAAUCUUCGAGUAACCCAACCACUCCACCUGCUUUAACCAGUUCAUAUGAGGACUCUUAUACUCGAGAAAUACUUUACGGAACCCACAAUGCCAAUCAACUAAAACCUUACCAAUUCAACAGUAAGUUAUUUCGAAUAAUAAUAUCACAAGAUGGAGGAAAUUUGCGUACGAAGCAGGUUUUGUAUGAUAGUGCCAACGAUGAGAGCAAUAUUUACUCACCAACAAAAUCCCAAUCAUAUUCUUGCUUAAUGCAACACCAGCAACAACAACAACAACAACAACAAACUCAAGAUUUUUCAAAUUUCAAAAGGCCUGUUCUGCCUAAAACCAUGAAGUCAGGUAAAAUAUACCAUAACAUGUCUGAUUUGAAUGACUAUAUGUUUGGGUGUGGACUUCCAUCAAAUGAAAACCAUUCCGCCACCAAAUUACAUGUUUUGCCACCAUUAACCAAUUCUAUGUAUGAACCAUAUCCUGCAGUACUAAUAACCCGAUUAUUUUCCAUUAGUGAUGGUGAAUUUAUUGAUUCUUCAUUGUUUUCCAGCACAGAGACCAAGGAGUGGCAGCCAAACCCAGCAUUGGUAGUUAAAGAGUCGAGCAUACGGAAAGUUUCCUUGAAAGAUGAUACCUCGAAAAAUAAUAAUGUCAACAGUAGAUUUGCUAUUGGAAUAGUUAUCCCAUUGGAAUCGUUGGGUAGUUUGAUAGACAUAGUAUUUAACAAUUGGCAUGAAAUCAUCCAUUAUACUAUAAACUUGCAAAAAUUAAUUUACAAAAAAUUAUUGGUACAUUUAAACCAAGGCCUUACUUACGAUAGCACACAUAGUUAUACUGGGUGUCAAUAUUUAAUCAAUAAAAGAAUUCAAUUUCCCAAUUUUAUUUUACAACAUGAUAAUGAAAUUGGAGUUCAAAAACUCAAGUUGAUCAAAACUAUACAUUAUAACUAUAACGUCCCGAAACUCAUAAAUUCAAACACCCUAAUGAAAUCAUCAGUAACAAAAGAUUUGUUUCAAUAUAAUCCAAUGUUGGUUAAUUGGGUGUUGGAGUUGUUGAAUUGGCUAGAAUUUAAAGAUGGGAGAUACUCAGACCACUCAAAUUCCUUUUUAGGCAGUUUAUUUGCUAUAUUGACUCCCUUUAAAAAACUGCUCAGUUUGAAACCUUUUUAUAAUUCUAGUUGUGCAAAGAAAGAAGUAACAAGAGUGGUAGUAAUGACAGGUAACCCAGUAGUUGCGAGAAAACUUGUUUUCAUAUUGAAUGGAUUAAUACCGAAUCUGCAACCAGUCAAAAUCUCAGAAGUGGAUAAUCUAGUAGAAAAUAAUGCUAAUGGUGAAGAUCAUGCAGUCAAACCAAUAACAAUACAAAAACUGGGCCACGAUCAAAAAACUCAGAAUCAAGAUCAUUAUCAUGCAUUACCACCACAACCAGGUUCAUGCUCUAUAUCAGAAUCUUCUUCAAACAACUCAUUGACAAAAUCAACACCUUCAUUCAAAGGAUGGGAAAUCCCGAAUAAAGGAUCAACUUCAAUUACCAUGGACCCAUGUCAGGUAGAAACAACCUUAUCCUCGUCAUCUGCCACUGGUAUACCCAUCAGGGGAACUUCAUCCCCUGGUUCGUUAUCAAUGGCAUAUUUGUCGUCGUCUUUAAACUCGUCAUAUUCAUCUUCCAAUUAUUCAUUGAGUAAAUUGGGUGGUUCAUUUAUGGAAAAGUGGAAAAAUUCUUUUGGAAGUGUCAGUAGUACCAGUGGUGUGGCAUUGGGAGGAUCAGGAAUAGGAGGAACAACUUCUGGGGGUAUCAGUAACGGGUUUAACAACAGCGCUAAUGGCAGUGGCCAAAACCAUACAACAACAGCAGUUACCAAUGGAAGUUACUUUGAUGAUCUAUAUAAUUUUAGUAAGCGAACAUCGCCAUAUUCGUUGAGAACUCCGUCACCGGCAGUUGAAUUUGAUGAGUAUAAUUUUUCUUCAACAAAGCCAAUCAAUAUCGUCAAUAAUUCGCUUUCAAGUAAUUUCCAGCUGCAGCUUUCAAUGACUCCUAGUCGAUUAUCUAGAACUCAAUCAAUGUAUGAUUUAUAUGGUAACAAACCUGGAGGGAUGAUGAAUGUUAUGACAGAAGAAGAAGAUAUGUCAGAGGCUGAGGACAUACAUCAGAAAAGUGAAUCCAAUAGCAGCACCAAUAGCAACAAUAAUAAUGCAGUAACGGGUAUGCUGACAUUAGAACUCAAAAGAACCAAAACCAGUGUAAUUAUCCCAUUAAUUCAGGAUAAUAUGAUAAAGAACAUUUCCGAACAUAAUCAAAGUUUAAUCAAGGAGAAAUGUAAACUAAACAUGGAGCACAAACUAAAGAUGAAUAGAGUGGUUGAUGAUAACGUAUUGCAAGUUGAAUCGCCCUGCAUACGUAACGGCACCAGUCAUAACGAACAUAUCGUUUUCAAGAACAAAACCUUGAUUCCUGUGGUUGCAUUUAGUGAUGAGUUUAGACCAGAGUUUAACGUUCAGUCGUGUCCGAUAAACCCUAAAUUGGAACAACAAGUAAUGGCAGGGAUGAAGCAAGAUUUAUUGUUUUACCAGAAUAAUAGUAAUUAUGAUGAAAUCGUAUCACGGACGAUUUUCAUUAGUUUGCGUGCACGGGAGAUCAAAUUGAUUGAAAUGAAUAUCAACAAUAAAGACAAUAAAGCGUUUUCAUUACCCUCUUCACCUACGAAACAAAUGACCAAUAAUAAUGGAACUACCUCAACCACAACCAAUAAUACCUACAAGACGAAAAUCAAGAAGAUAUAUACCCCUACAAAGAACAAUGGUAAUAAAGAAUUGAUUAAUAAAAUCGAAAAAGCGUUUAGUGAAAUUGGGCAUCUAUUUGCUAUUCAGCAACAAUUAUACCAACAACAUAAUAAUAAUCCUAACAGAACAAACGAUAGUGGUUACAACAAUAGUGAGAUUACGAAAAGAGAAUUUCAUGAGAAAUUGUGUAAAUUGGUAUUACAAAUUAUAAAUUAG
Messenger RNA from Candida albicans SC5314, 3060 nucleotides. RefSeq lists its product as uncharacterized. Bases 1 to 3060 code for a protein of 1019 amino acids. The record is from RefSeq and is a predicted model, not a curated record. NCBI's taxonomy places the organism in Eukaryota, Fungi, Ascomycota, Pichiomycetes, Serinales, Debaryomycetaceae. The transcript has a single exon.